GUGUCUUUCAAAGAAAUUUAUUGUUAAAAUGAGCCUUUAUUAUUCCAAAUGGAAUGAAAGUCAUGAUGACAAUGAUGAAUUUCAUAAACCCAUAUCUUUUAUUACCAAAUGUACUUCCUAUAUAAAAUCUAUUGAAGUCUUUCGUUUACUAGCAUGUAUUGGUUGCUCUACUGCUUUUUUAAUGGGUUAUAAUUUAUCAGUACUGAAUACUAUUUUACCUAUAAUCACUGGGGAUUUAGGAUGGUGUGAUAAUGAUAGUAUCAAUCCAAUUACUCCCUUUUCUUUCUUUCUUGUUGCGCUACCUAAAUUGUCAAAUCAUCAUAUGCAGUAUACUCCAUCCUCUAUUGUUAAAGUUACAUUGGAAUGCCAUGAGGCAACACCUAAACAAUCCUUGCUUCAAUCUUCCGUUAUGCUUGGUGCAGCAUUUGGUAGUAUGUUUACCGGUUCUCUAAUGAAUCGUUUCGGGAGACGCAGAAGUAUUAUACUUAUAAAUUUAGGUUUCAUAGGGACAGCUUUUUUAUCAGCUUUCUCAACAAACCUUCUGCAUUUGCUUUCAAGUCGCGUUUUAACGGGUGUGUUAACGGGUAUCGCAACCAUAGCUCCUUCUGUUUAUGUUUCUGAAAUGGCACCUUCUGCUUUACAAAAUUUUUAUAGUUUGAUUCCAGCGGUAGCUGUGAAUGUGGGCAUUUUAGCUGGUAUCAUUGUUGGAUUACCUAUAAUUUUACCCCACUCCACGACACCUUAUUCAACGUUAUCUUUAGGAGAUUGGAACUUUAAUCGUUUAUGGUGGAGACUUAUGAUGAUUUUUCCUAUACCUCUAGCUUUUUCAAUGAUUUAUUUAUUAUCUAAAUGGUUCCCUUAUGAAACUCCUAUUUUUUUACGUCUUCAAGGAAAUAUUAGCGACGCUGAACAAGUUGAAGAAAAAAUUUGGUCUCGGUAUCAAUUAGUUCCCAUGCAACAACCCGCACCACAACAACAAGAAUUGAAGGAAGAAAAACAAGAAGAACAGAUGGCAACUCAUAUAGAAUUAGAAAAAAUGAAUUGUGAUGGACUUCAAAAAAAUAAAUAUAAUUGUGAAAUGGAUUCUUAUAAAUUUGUUACGACUGAAGAAAAUCAAAGUUUUAAAAUCCCCAUUCUUUUAGCUCUUUUAAAAAAUUCUAAUGUUCGACAACAACUAAUAAUUGGUUGGAUUUUAUCUAUUUUCCAACAACUGACUGGUAUCAAUGUCUUUAUAUCAGCUUCUAAUACGUUAUUUUUAAAAGCUGGACUAUCGUAUAGUAAUACUACGUUAGCCAGUGCUUUUAUGGCUUUCUUAGCGGCCAUGUGUUUAACUCUUGCAACGUUUCAAUUUAAUCAUUUUUCAAGAAGAAAAGUGUUUGUUUUAGGAAAUCUGUGUAUGUUUUUUGUUUUACUUCCUAGUGCUAGUUCAGAAUAUGUUCUAGAACCGGAUUCAGUUUUAGUUGGAGUCACCUCCGUUUUUUCUAUUUUUGCAUUUAUAUCUAUUUUUUCCUUUUCUUACGGUCCAGGCCUUUUUGUUUAUUUAUCCGAAUUAUGGCCAUCCAAUAUCAGGGAAGAAGCAUUAUCUAUAGCCUUCAGUCUCAAUUGGGCCUCUUGUUUUAUUGUUGUAAUUAUUGCAUCUCAAUUAUCUUUAGUCAAAUGUACUAGGGUAUUUUCCUUUUUAUGUCUUUUGGGAGCAUUCUUCUCUUAUAUCUUUGUAACGGAAACAAAAAUAAAUGUCAUAGAGAAAGCAGUACAAGGACCUUUUGAAUCUUAUCAUUAUCAUGACAAAUUUGUUAAGAAAGACACAGAACUUGGAAAUAUAACAUAAGCUGAUUUGAAGGAAAAGCAUUUGAAUUGACUUUUUAUUUUUUAAUACAAUAAAAAAAAAUAAUUUGGUAUUUAUAAUUUAAAUUAACUUUUUUUUUUCGUAAUAAAAAAAAAAACUUUAGUAUUAUUACCAUUUGGAUUUUUUCAUUAUGAAACCAUAUCUCGUCGGGUUCACGGGCGGAAUGGCAGAAGGAAAAACAACAUGUUGUCGCUUUUUUCAAGAAUUGGGUGCCAUAACUUUAGAUGUUGAUUCGAUUGUGCAUUCAAUGUAUGAGAAAGGUUCCAAAGUCUACAAUGAUAUUUGUACCGUUUUUGGUCAUAAUGUGAAGGAUGAGCAAGGAAUUAAUCGGAAGGCUUUAGGUUCUAUUGUUUUUAAUAACCAACAAUCUAUGAAACAACUUACCGGUUUUUUUUUACUGGAGUUUUCCAAAUUGAGUUUUAAUUUUAUUUAAAUUGUAGAUAUUGUGUGGCCAGAGACGUUAUUAAAAAUUCAAAACGAAAUAAGACACCUCACUGACAUAUGGAGUGAAAAAAAAAACCCUUUCAUUAUUAUUAUAGAAGCGGCUGUUUUAUGUCAAGCUCGAUGGUAAAAAAAAAAAUUUUACCAUCAUUAUUUGUAUUGAAAAUUUGGGUUCAACUCAAAAAUAUUGCCUAAAAUUUUCUACUAUGGUGUAUUAAGGCAUUUAUUAAUGGACCAUAUCCUUGUAGCGUAUACAGAAGAUGACAAUUUAAUAAAACAACGUGCUUUACUUCGUCAACCGUUUUUAACAAUGGAAGCACUUGAAGCACGUCUUCACACCUCGUUUCAAUCACGUCAAGAAGUUUUAAAUCUCAUGAAGGAAAAUCCCAAAAAUUUUACUUUACUAAAAACGGGAGUUCCGUUAAAUGAAUUGAAAAAAAAUGUUAUAAAAUGUUUUCAACAUCUUGUAAAAUUGUCUGGUCAACAUUAAAUAAAUUAUAAAAAUUAUUUAGCUUCGACUUGUGUCAUUAAAAAUUGAUAAAAAUCAAA
Hylaeus volcanicus is the source of this 2836-nucleotide messenger RNA. RefSeq names its product probable metabolite transport protein CsbC. Gene Ontology annotation, cellular component: membrane. Gene Ontology annotation, biological process: transmembrane transport; carbohydrate transport. Gene Ontology annotation, molecular function: carbohydrate:proton symporter activity. The transcript is spliced from 8 exons. Bases 29 to 1828 code for a protein of 599 amino acids. NCBI's taxonomy places the organism in Eukaryota, Metazoa, Arthropoda, Insecta, Hymenoptera, Colletidae. The record is from RefSeq and is a predicted model, not a curated record.